GUCGUCGCUCGGACAGUGUCGGUGUCGGUCGUGUGCGGAAUGCUCUAGUCGCCUGUCGCCUCAGUGCUUAGUGAUGGCCAAGUUCAUGUAUCUCGUGUACCUGUUACAGCUGUUAUGUGCUGCCGGAGCGGCCAGUGUUGAUCUGGUGGACAUGGAGGUCUCCAACUGCUCCAAAGUCAAACAUAUUUUUGUGUCGAAAAAUAUCACAAACCACGUCCCCGACAAUCCCGUUGAAGGGUCGCGACUGUCGGUGUGCCGGUCCAGACACAGUUGUUGUACCCCGGAGCUAGAGGAAGGCCUACACCGGAGAGUACGGAGGGACUUCCAAAGUCUACUGCACCACAGCUCCCAGACCGUACAGGGGCUGCUGUACACCACGGCCACCACGCUCAAGAGUCAUGUGACAUUGUUGGCGAGGACGUCAGAGAACAAGACGCUGACCCUCUUCAGCGAGGCGUAUUCUCGGAUGUUCACACUCGCACAUCCUCCCAUCUCCGCGCUCUACGGCAGCCUCCUGUCGUACCUGAACCGCAGCGACCCCGGUUUGGGCCCCGGGCUACCAUCCAGCAUCCCCUCAGGGGACUCCACCGCGCUGCAGGAGCUGGUGCUCGACUUCUUCGCCCAGCUGUUCCCACUGGUGUACCACCAAGCGGUGAACCUGCACGCCACCGACUUCACGGAAGAGUACAAAGUUUGUCUGCGGAAAGCUUUUCCGGAUAUACUCCCCUUCAGCGACUACCCGCGGGAAAUAGCCGUGGACAUCGCGAAAACCUUCGAGGAAACCAAAGUGCUCCUUGAAGCGUUACUUUUGGGAGCGGACAUCCUGAACACCACUGAUCAGCUGAUGUCCUCGUCCAACUCCUCCGGGCUGGAUAACUGCUAUGAAGCCCUGAUGAGGUUGUACUACUGUCCGCGAUGUCAGGGUCUACCGUCGACCAUCAAACCUUGCAACGGCUACUGCCUGAAUGUGAUGCGAGGCUGUUUGACCCAGCAGCGAGCCCAUGAGCUGGACCUUCCUUGGAACAACUUCCUGAGCGAGACGGAACGUCUGGUGAGACAGACCAGGGAACACAACGGGGUGGAGGCCGUGCUGAGGACGCUGACCACGAGGAUAUCUGACGCCAUCAUGUACGCCUCCAUCAAGGGGCCUUACAUCGAGAAAAAGGUCCGCAAGGCGUGCGGCGCCCCCCGCCUGGUCGCCGGCCCCGCAGUCCCGGACGAGACCCUGGCCGCUCCCGGGGCCAGUGUGGAGCUCCCCGGCGUCACCGUCUCCAGCGUGGCCCGCGGGUAUAAGGAGCCGUCCUCCGACAGUCCUCUGCAGCUGUUCCUGGACGCCGUCACCUCCACGCACGCCCGAGACUUCUACGCCAACCUCGCCGACAGCCUGUGCAGCGACGAGAGCUUCGCUGAGACCCGCGACACGGCCGAGUGCUGGAACGGGCUCAGGGUUGGAGAGUACACCAAGACCCUGGUGAGGCCUGGCGUAGAUGCGCAGAAGUACAACCCAGAGUUGACCUGGACAGAGUCGGAACCUGACCCUAAGAUUGGCCAACUUAGUGACAGGCUGAGGCAUAUGAGACAGGUGGUACUGAGUCAGCUGAGUCAGACAAAUCAGCUGAUGAGUGACUCGUUUGUCCGAGGAGAGGAAGGCAGCGGCAGUGGUCACUCGCCUCACUGGGACGCAGAGGAUGAUGACCCAGCAAGAGAACCUUGGAAUGAGGAGGGCUCAGGCUCUGGGGAUAGACCCAUCGAAGUUGAUUCAGACUCACCAGUCAACACCAGUCCCAAGAUACCUCAUGACAAGACGAGUGGAGCUGCGUCAUCUGCUAGCGCUGUCUACCUGCUGACUCUCUCACUAGCUGUGCUUCUACUCCCCUUCACCAGGUGGCACUGAGCGAUCGGCAAUAACUAAUUAGUUAAAGCAACGGAAAGCAAAGAAUUUACUGAAAAGUUUUUCAUAUAUGAAAAGCUUUGAAAAGGCUAUCAAUGUGUCAAAGCAAAGAGUUUGUAGAAAAAUUUUAUUUAUUGUUCCUGAUAUAAACUUAAAGUUUUUUUUUUUAUUACUCGUGUUGACAAGUCAAUGUGCUGGAUAAAAUAUAUAAAGCUUCAUGUAAUUACAUUAAAAUUGGAAGCAAUAUAAAGACUGAAUAUGCAAUAACAUAACUGUUAGUUGAGAUUAAGUAGGGAGUAUUUCUAAACAAUAUACUUCAAACGUAAUAUUUGAUUAAUUAAUUGUACGAACUAUCAAGUAUUUCUGUUGAUUUGCAUAAUUGAUUAUAGGGUUAGGCUUUCACGUAUGCACCUUGUAAUCUUGAACAGCCGAGUUAAGAAAGCAAAUGUUUAUCUAUACUAAGCAAUACAGUAUGCAUUAAUAUAAUGGUUAUGCUUGGCAUGAAAUCUAAAUAAAAAAAACCUAUGAAAUUUAAUUAAAAAAUGUACAUUACCAGCUUCAUCCAAGCUUAAUUCUGUGUGAAAAUUCUUUGCUUUCUCUUGUAUUUUGGCAUUUAAUUUAAAUUAUCUUGCCUUUAAUGAUUUAUGUAUACUUUCAUAAACGAACAAAUACUUUUCACAGCUGUCUGUGAUAGUUUUUAAUUUAUUUAAAAUUAAGUUACACAAAUUGUUAAUGUAAAAAAACGGUAACACUGUUUAAUUUUGUUACAACAUAGCGACAUCAAUUUGUAAAUAGUUUUUAACGCUUAACUGUGGGGUGACUCGAAUGUUCCUACCUACCCGUCUGAUGCUCAAAGCACGACCCGACCUUCUGAUUCUCUUUUGUUUAGUUUACCAAUAAGUUUAUUACAAUUUGGCGAUCCUUUCUUCACUGUUUUCAAGUCAUGUUUGUGAAUAAGAUUUUUCCAUUUUUAUACUCCGACGUAGUCUCCACUUUGUACAUAUAGCCGUGUAGUGUCGCCCCACGCCACGUUGGUGCCAUGCAGCCUGACUGACUUUGCCGGCAUCUGCUGUGGCCGUGUGUUUGUUUGGUUUGCGAGUGUUUAGUUGUAAUGUACAAAGUAUUUGUAUUGUCGCACCAAGUGCAGUUUCACCUGAUGGUUUUGCUUUGAAAGCAGUUUUUAUCAUUCACGAUCCUUUGAGAGAACGCUCUAUUUACAAAUUGUGAAUUGCAUGAUUUUAAAUGACUGACUAGUAGGAGAAGGGCCUAAUGCUUUGUGAAAUUGAUAAAUAUUUCUUCAAAUGAAACUAAUCAGCUUUGAAUGCAGAUUUUUUAUCAUUUGCAUAUGCUUAAGAGAAUUUUAUAUUUGGUCUCAAAUUAAUCAUUCCUAUACAAAACAUAUGUCUAAAAACCAAUAACUCCUUUUAUAUAUUAAUCUUUUAGCCUAAUAAACAAAAUUUAAAACCCAAUAAAAGUUUAAAUUUUUUUAUUCACUUUUGGAACAAGCUUAUCACAGUAAGCUUAUUUACAUUAACUUAUUCACAAAGAGGUAGAGCGCUCCCUCAAUCAGUUGAAAGGUUCACAUUUUUCCAGAUUUAAAUAUGUUAAUUUGGUUUUUUUACAAGGGACCAAACCUGAUUUAAUUCCGAACUCUCUAAAAGGAAGAAUGCAUUUUUAUUUUUUGCACAAUAAUUGUAUCGCUUCUCUCAGUCAAUAAUUCUAUGACACUUUUUACACAAAUAAUUUUGUUAUUGUCUGUGAUUGCAAGUUUGAAAGUUGUGAAUGUGUGUUUGUAAAUGUAAAUAGUUUUGUCAUUUUAUUUAGAUUUUUGUUCUUUUAGUUAGAUAAUACAUUUUUGUGAAAAAUUAGCUCUGUGAAUAACAGCUUAUGGAAAAUUUGUAAAUACCUACAUUAUUUUUUGUAAAUUAUCAAAGGGUGCUUUGAAAUUUUUCCUCAAUUUAAAUUCUUUUUAAAUUUGUUUGUUGGCUAUAACAAAACUGAUAUUUUGUUUUUAGAAAAUAAAGUUCAAGCACAAGAGAGAAUACUGAACUUAGAGAAUUGCAUAAUAAAUUUUGUUUCUGGUAAAAUUAGUGUCUAGAAAAUCUAUUUUUUUGUAAAAGAGAAUAUGUCUAUAGUCCAUAGAGAAACAAAGGUCAUUUUAAGCAUGGACUGUCAACGUUUCAAAGUUGCUGUUGUUGAAUAGUAAUAUUUUAUUGAUACUAACAUAGCACUCUUUGUUUAGUAUUUAUUUCAGAGUAAAAUGUUAGCUGUCAUUGUGGCAGAGCUGUGAUAUGUUGAUUUGCUCUCAAUAGAAGAGUAAUUUAUUUAGAAAAUAAUAUUUUGGCCAGAGGAUCUUGUUGGUGGAAUCAUUGAGAAUAUUUAAGAUUGACGUUAACUUAGUCAUAUUAGUUUAUUCAGAGUUUAAAAUAGUUUGAAAUUGUAAAUUGUACAGAUACCCUGCAAUCUAGCUAUAGACAACAUUUAUUGAUUAUUUAUAAAUAGGAUAUUGAAAACAAUCAGUUAAAUACAAGAUGAGAUUAGUUAACCAUUUAGAUGCUAGUUUCAAAAUAUUUUAUUUGUUCAAACGAGCCUUAAAUAUUGUUAAAUUACUUUAAGUCAUAAUUAUUUUGACCUCAUAUUUCGAGAGUGUAUUUUUAAAUAUAAUUUUAUAUACUACAUAACUAGUCUUUAGUAAUAAUUAUUAUAAAAAUUAGGAAUUAUUUGAUUCUACUUAGUUUUAGAAGCUGUUUUAAGCAGUUAUUUGUUAACUCGAUUUAUGUUUUAGCCACUGCCUACAAAAUAACAUGUAUAAAGAAAUAGUAUAAAAGCUUGCUGAUUUAACCUCACUAAGUACAUCAAUUGCAUCUGUCUUAAUAAUUAGAGAAAUAGAGAAAAUAAACAAGUUUUUAAAAAUA
Messenger RNA from Macrosteles quadrilineatus (aster leafhopper), 4806 nucleotides. It is a transcript of the gene dally, whose product is annotated as division abnormally delayed protein. Gene Ontology annotation, cellular component: extracellular region; cell surface; plasma membrane. Gene Ontology annotation, biological process: cell migration; positive regulation of canonical Wnt signaling pathway; regulation of protein localization to membrane. The transcript is spliced from 7 exons. The record is from RefSeq and is a predicted model, not a curated record. Lineage: Eukaryota; Metazoa; Arthropoda; Insecta; Hemiptera; Cicadellidae. The coding region runs from base 74 to 1894 and encodes 606 amino acids.